UCUCGUUACGGCGAUUAAAAACCCAAAUUACACGUAAAGUACGCUGGCGAGGGUUUAAAAAUAUAUUCGAUUUAACGCCAAUUCCGAGCCCACCACCACGUGGUGUGUUCAACAGCAAGACGCGUCGUUGGGCGUGGUCUGCGGGAGAGUACACAGAGGCAGAGGAGCCACGGCCGGGAACGCAGCGCAGACAUGUCGGAGAGCGGGAGUCAGGAAGCACCGGCGGCGGCCCCGAACGGCGGCGGCGGCGCAGCAGCGACGGGGAAACGCGGACCGAGACCGGCCGUCGGCAAUCAAGUGACCGUGGUGUUGGGCGCCCAGUGGGGCGACGAGGGCAAAGGGAAAGUCGUGGACCUCCUGGCGCAGGACGCGGACAUGGUCUGCAGAUGUCAGGGCGGUAAUAACGCAGGACACACAGUUGUGGUCGACUCAGUGGAGUACGACUUCCACCUCCUCCCAAGUGGUAUCAUCAACCCCAAGGUCACCGCCUUUAUUGGUAAUGGGGUGGUGAUCCAUCUCCCUGGCCUGUUUGAAGAGGCGGAGAAGAAUCAACGCAAAGGAAAAGGGUUAAAGGACUGGGACAAAAGAUUGAUCAUCUCAGACAGAGCGCAUAUUGUGUUUGACUUCCACCAAGCGGUUGAUGGCGUGCAGGAGCAGCAGAGACAGGAGCAAGCAGGCAAGAAUUUGGGAACAACAAAGAAGGGCAUUGGUCCAGUGUACUCAGCCAAAGCAGCACGCAGUGGCCUCAGGAUAUGUGACCUGCUCUCUGACUUCACCCAGUUCUCUGAAAGGUACAAGGUGCUUGCCCAGCAGUACAAAGACAUGUACCCCACUUUGGAGAUUGAUAUAGAGGGAGAACUAGUCAAACUAAAGGACUAUGUGGAGAGGAUCAAGCCCAUGGUGAGGGAUGGAGUGCACUACAUGUACGAGGCUCUUCAUGGCCCCCCAAAGAAAAUCCUGGUUGAAGGUGCCAACGCAGCACUGCUGGACAUAGACUUUGGUACGUACCCAUUCGUGACAUCAUCCAACUGUACUGUGGGUGGAGUCUGCACAGGGCUGGGCAUGCCUCCCCAGAAUGUCGGAGAGGUGUACGGCGUUGUCAAGGCCUAUACCACCCGGGUGGGCAUUGGGGCCUUCCCUUCAGAACAGAACAACGAGAUCGGAGAGCUGCUACAAACCAGGGGGAAGGAAGUAGGCGUAACCACAGGGAGAAAGAGGCGAUGUGGUUGGCUGGAUCUGGUGCUCAUCAAAUACGCCCACAUGAUUAAUGGCUUCACCGCCCUAGCACUUACCAAACUGGACAUCCUCGAUGUGUUCUCAGAGAUCAAAGUAGGCGUGGCAUACAAAGUGGAUAACCAAACAAUACCUCACUUUCCAGCCAACCAGGAGGUGUUGCAGCGCAUCGAGGUCCAGUAUGAGACACUGCCUGGCUGGAACAGCGAUACCUCAGCUGCCAGAAGCUUUGCGGAGCUGCCCGAAAAUGCCCAAAAAUAUGUCCGUUACAUUGAGGAGCACGUGGGAGUUCCAGUCAAAUGGAUCGGAGUUGGGAAGUCUCGGGAAUCCAUGAUCCAGCUGUUUUAGAUGGAGGAGGGAGCACAGAGGACACACAGCAACAAAUCAACUGUAUCCUAUUUACACACUCUCCACAACCAGUACCUUCGUUUCUCAGCUCUCUACGUUUCAUCUUCCAUUAAUAUAUCGCCCUCUCGGACCACCAUGCCCCUGCAUAUUGAACCCUGCCCCGUCGGACUCCUUCAGACCGAGAAACAGUUACAAGUGGCCUCUCAACGCCAUCCCAAAUGGACUGCAAGCAGUCACGAAUCACAAACUAACAGCACCACAGACUGUCGCGUGCAUACCCCCGGCCUGUCGCCUUUCACCUUUGUUUCCGUCGUGUGCGAAUCAUAACUGUUGAAUGCAGAUGCGCUCUGCAGGAAGUCCUCAACAACAGCGAGCGCCGUGUUAUCUGAGCAAGGACUCAAUUGAAGGAAGACACACACAUACACACACAACACACACGCACACAUCACGUCAUGUGGGCGCGUGUGCAGGAUUACUGUCCCAGAAGAGCUGUCCUGGGAACCCCGGCUUUGUUGAACCGCCACUCGCGAGCAUAACUGAUGUGUUGAAAAACCAAACACAUUGUGCCAGUUUAUUGUAAUUCACUUUUAAUUGUUGAUCUUGGAAUUUUAGAUGCUUUGAAACAAGUUUUUGUCCUUAUGUAAAAGUUACCAAGAUCCCUUGACAUUUUUUUUUUUUUUUUUUUUGUAAUUUGUCAGUUUGGGUUUGUCAUGUUGUGCAUUAAAAGUGGAUGUACUUUUGCUCGGAGGUGAGUUGUUAGAAUUCCCUCGAGCUAGCAGCACUUUCCCCCCAUUUAAGAAAUGCUUUUUAACGUGAGCAAAUCUGCCACAGGGUUUGAACUGAGAGACUUGCCUUUUUUAUGUUGUGAUAAAUGACUGGCAGAGGCGAUGUUGGGCUGAAAUGUACCCGCUAAUGUUCAGGUCGGUGUCUCGCCAGGUGUUCGGAUAAAUCAUAGCUGCGUUUCUCAUUAACCAAUACAAAUGGUCUGAUGAAGUGAUCACUUGUGGUAACUGCCUCGAGAGCCUACAUAGGUUUGGAUGUAUGUUGUCGAGCGGAAACCUCCCGUCGCACACUUUUCGCUGAACGAAAAACCCCCGUAGAAGAAAACAUUUGCGGGGACGUCCGGGUAGCGUAGCGGUCUGUUCCGUUGCCUACCAACAUGGGGGGUCUCCGUGUUACCUCCGUCCCUACAGACACAAUUGGCCGUGUCUGCGGGUGGGAAGCCGGAUGUGGGUAUCUGUCCUGAUCGCUGCUCUAGCGCCUCCUCUGGUCAGUCAGGGCACCUGUUCGGGGGGGGGGACUUGGGGGAAUAGCGUGAUCCUCCCACAUGCUACGCCCCCCUGGCGAAACUCCUCACUGUCAGGUGAAACCAGCGGCUGGCAACUCCACAUGUAUCGGUGGAGGCAUGUGGUAGUCUGCGGCCCUCCCCGGAUCGACAGCGGGGGUGGAGCAGCAAUCGGGACCUCCGAGACCGCUCUGCGUGGGUGAUUGACCAGGUACAUUUGGGGACAAAAAUGGGGGGUAAAAAAUCUCCCAAAAAAGAAGAAAACAUUUGCACUAGGUUUCCACCAUCAGUGGAACAGAGAUGGGGGUUUUCAAACCAUGUAUUUGCUCCACUUAAUGCGCUACACCAGCAGAUUCUAGUCAACACCACUCCUCAAGGAGGUAGGGAAAACUAGCUAAUGAAAUCAGCUGGUUUAGUAACGUGGUUGGAGCAAAUACACAGUUUGGACAUUUACUUUCUGGACCUGGUUUUUACACCUCAGGGUAGUAGAAGGUCUUGGCUUCAUUAUAAGAGGGGCAAAAAAAGGCUUCGAUGUCCCGUUUUGAGGCCAUCGCUUUGGUAGGACUCGGGUGUUUUCAGUUCAGGCAGUCGAGUCACCGUCGCAGUACACGUGGGCCGUUCUCAAGGCCGCAUGCCAUCGAGCCGUGUAGCCCACUUCCAUGUCGGACCUUGUCCCCUUUCUUCCAUAGACCUCUAUGUUCUUCCAACACACAGAGCUACAGAAAUAACUUUUCAACAGUUUUACACAAGAAAUAACACUGGAUGAGCUGGUAGAAAGUAAGCAGGAUGGUACGAGAGCUGUGACGGCCCUCCGCCAUGAAGGAGUGACUGGAGUCGGUCUUUGUUACGAUAAGGCGGCUGAUUGUAUUAUUGUAUUACUAUAAUUUUUUUGAUAUUCCUCAGUCACAUAACAGUCAGUGCCACAACAUACUGUAGAUCUUUGAGAAAGGGGAGGUUGCCAUCUUUGUGACAAACCACGUCGAUGGCGCACGCUUUCCUGAAUGCAUACCCGCCAUUCCUCCUCUCUGUCCGCAGAGGCAGACUCGCCGGUGCAACACCACCCGGUGGAGUUGGUCUUCUAGGGGCUGUUUUAUAUUGCCAUUCCUCACCGUGUUUGCUUAAGUUCAAAGUUUAACGUGUGCUUUGCUGUAAUUGACAGGCAGGCGGCAUGGUGCUUAGCGCGGUCGCCUCACAGCAAGAAGGUCCCGGGUUCGAGCCCCGGGGUAGUCCAGCCUUGGGUGGGGUCGUCCCGGGUCGUCCUCUGUGUGGAGUUUGCAUGUUCUCCCCGUGUCUGCGUGGGUGUCCUCCGGGCGCUCCGGUUUCCUCCCGCAGUCCAAAGACAUGUAGGUCAGGUGAAUCGGCCGUACUAAAUUGUCCCUGUGAUGGACUGGCGGCCCGUCCAGGGUGUCUCCCCACCUGCCGCCCAGUGACUGCUGGGAUAGGCUCCAGCAUCCCCGCCACCCUGAGUAAGGAUAAGCAGUUCUGAUAACGGGUGGAUGUAAAUUGACAGUGCUGAUAGGUUAUGUGAGUGUAUUUGACACGGUGAGCAGCGACUGAGGAAGCCCAUCUCCUACGUGUGAAAUCCCGGACCCAGCAGCCGGUCUUCUAGAAAUCUCCACUCAGAGACUUAGUCCUUGUCGAAGAAAGCAGUCCUCCAACUCGCAGUGACAACUGCAGCACUAUUUUGCUCUUGAGGACGAUCUAGUUUUCAUGUCUGUUCCUGGUUAAUAUUACAGGUACGAGUCAAUCUCAAGCCCCCUGUUACAGUGCCUGGUGGACAGAACUGGUAGUGCAAUUCAUGUAUUUCGUGAUACUUAUACAUACCUCAUGAUGAUUAUUUAAAGAUUUGUCUCGUACCGUGGACGCAGGAGUGCUUUGUUGUGGUCUGAAUCUGUUCUCAUUCAAACUGAUGUUGAAUAUUGGGAAUUCUUGAGCCACGCUGGAGUGACAGAAAGUUCAAUGUUUUUGCAGAAGUAUAUCCAUUUCAGAAGGAAGUUGUGCCUGAAAUUCGUCAAAAUUUUGUUUCAAGGUUAACCGAAUCCUAAACAGCCCAUAACUGCUAAUGCAUUUGUUUGUAAUGGUAAACGUUGCUUUUGAUUUUUUUUUUUUUGCCCAUAAGGUGGAUGUCUAACAAUGUAUUGAACCUCUCUCUGCUCAAGAUAAGAGAUAUCAAAUGGUAUCUAAUUUAUGAUAUUUGUUUGGUAGCUGACGCAUACCUUAUACAUGGAGUUUAAGGUGUUGUGUGGCCAAUUAAAAAACAAAAAACAAAAAAGGCGCUAGAUAUGAAUUAAAAGGGAUUUUAAAAGUGUUACCUUCCCAUGAUGCUUUCCUUUUCUUGUGAUAGCAGAUUGUCACCCGAAACCCCUUGUGACGUCUGCCAGUUGCAGAAUCGAUUCUGUAGGAUCAGGAGCACAUGGUGCGAUGGCAGGCGGGUCGCUCUCAUUAAACCCUUUCACCUUUAACAUUACGCAGCAUUAAGCUCUACGCUCAGCCCACACACCCUCAUAAGGCCGCUCCCUCCUGACGAGAGACUGGAUUCACAAACAUCAAGGCAGGGCGACCGGGUGGCGUGGCGGUCCAUUCCGUUGCCUACCAACACGGGGAUCACCGGUUCAAAUCCCCGCGUUACCUCCGGCUUGGUCGGGCGUCCCUACAGACACAAUUGGCCAUGUCUGCGGUUGGGAAGCCGGAUGUGAGUAUGUGUCCUGGUCGCUGCACUAGCUCCUCCUCUGGUGGGUCGGGGCUCCUGUUCGGGGGGGGGGGUAGUGUGAUCCUCCUCACUGUCAGGUGAGAAGCAGCGGCUGGUGACUCCUCCACAUGUAUCGGAGGAGGCAUGUGGUAGUCUGCAGCCCUCCCCGGAUCGGCGGAGGGGAGGGGGGGGGCAGCGACCGGGACGGGCUCGGAAGAGUGGGGUUAAUUGGCUGGAUACAAUCGGGGAGAAAAAGGGGGGAACCCCCCUCCCCCCCAAAAAAGAAACGUCAAGGCAACCAGAAAUGUGUUAGCAUCCUUCUUUUUUCUCCUUUCCUUUCCCUCCUGCAGUCUUGUCUCCUCACUGUUUUUUCCUCCUCCUCUGUGAGCUCCUCCCUCCUCCUGCUCUCUGUGUCUUCAGGGCAGAUGUUGCCUUUGCAGUUAGUUAAGACUAAUGAAUGUGUUCAGAUGACCUUUAUGUGUUAUAAAUGACCUUUACACACACACACACACACUUGCAUAUAUGCACACUUCAGCUGACUAAACUCUGGGUUGUUUUACUCUCUGUGAAGGAUGUGUUUCUAUCAGUCAUGAUACCGACACAUUAAAAGUGUGUUUCCUGUGUGUGUGUCCGAUCCCUUUACCAGUCAACUCCAACCAAAAUGGGGUACGGUACAGUUGUGUGCAAAGAACCUUUAAAUGUGUGUGUGUGUGUGUGUGUGUGUGUGUGUGUGUGUGUGUGUGUGUGUGUGUGUGUGUGUUUUUAAUGCUAUUGCAACAACUGUUGUUAAUGUGCGACUGGAAGAGUACAAAGCCUCUCCAGCCAGGAGAGCUGUGUUUCGGCUGCACACGUGUAGUGUAGUGUAGUGAUGCCUGGAAGGAAGCGGAGGUAUAAAUAGCUUUAUUAGUUCACUUGGUCAGAUUAGUAACAUGUGGCCUGCAAACCAGGUUUGAGUCUGUUCGACAUUAUGUGCGUUGGUGCCAAAGAGCAGCGUUUCCUCGCUGCGUCUUCUCAGCUGCAUGACCUCUGUGUGGUCUCCUUGAGUUAAAUUACAUGCUCCCCCGUCUUCCGGAUAGGCUGCAUUUAUUUUAACUGGUGCUGCAUCUGAGAAGGUUCGGACUACCUGCAGAACGGUAAUCAAAACCGCCAGCCUGUCAGUUCUUGACAUAAAACCCGAGUAGUUGCCAUGUUUGUGCAAGUAAACUGGUUCAUUUUAUCGCCAUGAAACAAAGGGGUGCUCUGGUUGAGUUUGAAAUGCUCCCCUAAAAUAAAGGAGCCCUUAUUUGGGGGGGGGGCACUUUACGGGCUCUGCCGGAAUAAGAGGCCGUAUGAGAGUUACGAGGUGGGUUGUGUGUGUAUCAUCCAGACAAACGGAGUGCAUUAUCGGACCGGACUACUUGUAUCUCGGAUCACCGGGCAGACGGUGCGCGGCCUUAUCGGUAAGGAGGCGGGAGGUGGAGCAGUUUGUGGAAGAACCAACUGGCUCGGAGGCGACUGGGUAACGCAGUCUUUAAGGAUGGAGCGCUCACAAUCAUCACAAUCUCAUUAAUUGUGUUAUUGCUGAUCGUGGUAGUGAAUGCUUAUUUGCACAAAUGUGUCAGUGCUCCUCCUCCUCUGGAUGUUGUGGUACUCCGAUACACAGACGAACAGUGGGUGCUGCUAUUUCAGGCCUGUACAUGUGUGUAGACUCGAAUCGGUACCAUUUUGCUCUAAUUGUAGACUUAGUCACUAGUGGUGUUAUGUAUGCUUAGAUAUUGAGACGCGUGUGUGUGUGUGUGUGUGUCCAUGAUAAUUCAAAAUUGCUCGUUACAGUACUGUUCUUGCUCUUUGUAAUUAUGAGUGAGUAAUUUUAAUAUCAAUCUGAGCAAUAUCCACGCUGGAACAAGAUUGCAACCAGUCAAAAUAAACAAUGGGAAGUUUGAUGGUGUUGCCCUUAUUUGAGAUUUUCUUUCUUCUACAUUUAGCCAAAUG
Lampris incognitus (smalleye Pacific opah) is the source of this 7526-nucleotide messenger RNA. It is a transcript of the gene adss2, whose product is annotated as adenylosuccinate synthase 2. NCBI's taxonomy places the organism in Eukaryota, Metazoa, Chordata, Actinopteri, Lampriformes, Lampridae. The record is from RefSeq and is a predicted model, not a curated record. The transcript has 13 exons. Gene Ontology annotation, molecular function: adenylosuccinate synthase activity; GTP binding. The coding region runs from base 193 to 1581 and encodes 462 amino acids. Gene Ontology annotation, cellular component: cytoplasm. Gene Ontology annotation, biological process: IMP metabolic process; 'de novo' AMP biosynthetic process.